Ceratosolen solmsi marchali is the source of this 2173-nucleotide messenger RNA. It is a transcript of the gene SCAR, whose product is annotated as wiskott-Aldrich syndrome protein family member 3 SCAR. Gene Ontology annotation, molecular function: protein kinase A regulatory subunit binding; Arp2/3 complex binding; actin binding. The record is from RefSeq and is a predicted model, not a curated record. Gene Ontology annotation, biological process: actin cytoskeleton organization; positive regulation of Arp2/3 complex-mediated actin nucleation. Gene Ontology annotation, cellular component: cytoskeleton; SCAR complex. The coding region runs from base 83 to 1906 and encodes 607 amino acids. The transcript has 8 exons. NCBI's taxonomy places the organism in Eukaryota, Metazoa, Arthropoda, Insecta, Hymenoptera, Agaonidae.
GGAGGAGGAGGAGCAGGAGGAGGAGGAGGAGCCAGAGCCCGGGGGGUUCGUGAGGCCCCGUCGGGGUACAUCAGGGUGAGCCAUGCCGCUGCCCAAGAGGGUCGUCGAGCCAGUGCAUGUGGCCCGUGGCACCAUACCCGAAGACUUCCCCCUGCCCUCGGAGCUCGAGGCCGUCACCAACGGCACCCUCGCCAAUACCAUCAGGCAACUGUCGAGCCUCUCGAGGCACGCUGAGGAUCUGUUCGGCGAGCUCGCGAAAGAGGCCCACGGCCUCAGCGACCGGGCCAACUCGCUCCAGGCCAGGAUCGACAGGCUCGCCGUGAAGGUCAUACAGCUCGAUAGUAACGUUGAAGAAGUUUCGCUUCAAGACAUUCACAUGAGGAAAGCCUUUAAGAGUUCAGUCGUCUUCGAUCAGCAAGUCGUCUCCAGGGACACAAUGCCAACCGCCAUGAUGGAAACUUACCAUUUGUGUGAUUCUCCACCACCACUUAACAAGUUGAACGAUUACAGGGACGACGGAAAAGAUGGCUUAAAGUUUUAUACCGAUCCCAAUUACUUUUUCGAUUUAUGGAGUCAGGAGAUGCUCAAGGAUACUGAAAAGAAAUUGCAUGACAGAGGAAAGAAGACCGAGUCCGAAUAUGCCGAACCGUUCAGAGAGCCCCACAGGCCUCGGAACGACGGAGGCGGGAGCGGCGGAGGCCGGCACAAGAAGCGCGUGAGGCAGCCCCACAAUACGCGUGAGCGCCAGCGGCAAAUCGCCGUCGGCCAUGGCGAGUACAUAAUGCCGUCCCAGGGCAUUCAGUACAGGUCGAGUCACGGCAUCCCGGACGAGGCACUCCUCGGAAUGGUGAUGACGGAGCCCAGGCCCCCGAGGCCCAACAGCAUCGAGCUCAGGCGCAGCUACCCGCCCGAGGAGCACCAGAUCUACAGUCCCCCAAUGUCCGAGCAUUACCGCGCGGCCAACUAUACCGGACAGGUUCAAGGCUACGAGGACAGUGCCUACGGAUCCCAUUACGCUCCGGGUCAAGGACAAUCUGGCAGCGACACGUACCAGAGCCCUGGAGCCCCGGGGACGCCGAACAGAUUUGGAAGAAGUCGACCGUCCCAGCCACCUCCUGCACCGCCUAGCAACGCGUCUAGUAACUCCACCCCGACGAUAGCCUCAGCGAAUAAUACACCGACGAGAGGCAGAUCUAUGAGUACCGGCAGGGAUACAUUGCCACCACCUCCGCCACCUCCUGGAGAACCCAUGUCGCCGCCUUCUAUGAACGGAACGCUACCGUCACACUUGCUCAACAGAAACGGCAGCCGCUCGAACAGUCCGCUGCCGAAUCACCAAUCCACCCCGACGGUUGCCAGCGUUCAUCUGGGGCAGAUGAUGCCGAUAGGCACGGACGAGACCGAGUCCGUACCCCAGGACUUGCCACCACCGCCGCCGACCCCUGAUCCAGCUCCUCCACGGCCCGUCUCGCCGCCUUGCAAUAUACCACCCCCGCCACCCCCACCGCCACCCCCGCCCAUUUCCAAUGGACCACCCCUCGCGCCUCAAAUGCCCAUAACGAAUGGGGAUAUCGCGAAGAUGAUAGUAAACAACCCACCGAAACUCAAGCCCCUCAAAAGCAUCGUGGACGGCCAACUGAGGAAGCCGAACAAUCCGAACUUACCCGCACCCGUUGAUCCUAGGAACGACCUACUCAAGGCUAUAAGAGACGGUAUUAAGUUGCGCAAAGUGGAGAAGAUCGAGCAAAAGGAGGUGGAGCGAGUGAAUGCAUUGAACGACGUGGCAUCGAUUCUUGCGCGGCGGGUCGCCGUGGAGUUCAGCGACAGUGACUCGGCAUCGGAGAGCGAGUGCGACAGCGAGGGCUGGGGAGAGCAGGAGAAUACGAGCGCGACGAACGUCGCGUGACCCGUCCCCUUGACAUCGAACUCUACGCUCAAGAUAGUGUGAGACCGUUGCUACUUGAAUUGCCCGCCCCUUCGAAUUCCGAUUAUCCAAUUCCUCAUUGUUGCGCGCGUGGAAACGCACGAGUUCUGCGUUGAUCCGCCUUGCAAUUUGGUCACCUUAGGCUUUCGCACUUUUUAUCGAUCACUUUGUAUUUGCUUGAUUGAUUAAUAACAUCAUGAGUAUUAGUGUCACUAAUGCAUUAGCAGUCUUUUUUUUUUUUUUUUUUUU